AUGAUUAAACUCUUUUCAUUAAAACAACAAAAGAAAGAUGAAGAAGGCUCAGCGAGAGCAGGAGGUUCACAGAAAAAGGCUUCAGCUGCUCAAUUGCGAAUCACAAAAGAUUUAAAUGAACUUAAUUUGCCCAAAACAUGCAGUACAGAAUUUCCUGAUCCAGAUGAUUUACUAAAUUUCAAACUAAUCAUUUGCCCUGAUGAAGGAUUCUAUAGAGGAGGGAGAUUUGUAUUUAGUUUUAAGGUAGGACCAAAUUAUCCUCACGAGCCCCCAAAGGUGAAGUGUGAAACAGCAGUAUAUCACCCUAACAUAGACCUUGAAGGCAAUGUGUGUCUGAACAUCCUCAGGGAAGACUGGAAACCAGUACUCACUGUCAACUCAAUAGUUUAUGGGCUACAAUAUUUAUUUUUGGAACCAAAUCCUGAAGAUCCUCUAAACAAGGAGGCCGCAGAUGAACUUCAAAGUAACAGGAGGUUGUUCGAACAACACGUGCAGAGGGCGAUGCGGGGCGGAUACGUCGGUUCCUCGUACUUCGAGAGAUGCCUUAAAUGA
This is a messenger RNA of Arctia plantaginis, 552 nucleotides long. The record is from the annotation of a GenBank genome assembly. NCBI's taxonomy places the organism in Eukaryota, Metazoa, Arthropoda, Insecta, Lepidoptera, Erebidae.